Molecule: messenger RNA, 1286 nt
Organism: Manduca sexta (tobacco hornworm)
Lineage: Eukaryota; Metazoa; Arthropoda; Insecta; Lepidoptera; Sphingidae
Product: aminomethyltransferase, mitochondrial
Exons: 1
Coding region: 46-1269 (407 amino acids)
Biological process (GO): glycine catabolic process
Cellular component (GO): mitochondrion
Molecular function (GO): aminomethyltransferase activity; protein binding
Source: RefSeq, a predicted model, not a curated record
AAUGUAAUGUCAGUACACACGCUUCAUUGGUAGAGUUGGGUGAUAAUGUGCUCCAUACACUUAAAUCGUGUUUUUUUAGUGACGAAAUUUCCAAAGCUUUCGUCAAGUCUCUAUUUGCGGUGUAGUAGUUCUGAUAGCCAAGUCAAAAAGACUCCACUGUACAGCUUACACGAAAAAUAUGGAGGUAAACUCGUAAAUUUUGCAGGAUUCUUCUUGCCAGUGCAAUAUUCCGACAUGAGUGUGUCAGCGUCCCACUUGUUUACCAGAGCAAGUGCGUCGAUAUUCGAUGUCUCCCAUAUGCUUCAAACUAGAGUGAGUGGUAAAGAUUGCGUGUCAUGGUUCGAAUCAAUUUGCCCGGUCGACUUAAAAGGUAUGGCCGAUGGAUCCAGUUCGCUCACAGUUUUCCUAAACGAUAAAGGUGGCAUCAUAGACGAUUUAAUCGUAACGAAAGUAAACGGAGAAAACUUAUACGUAGUAUCCAAUGCUGGUAGAUUACAAGUGGAUAAGCAACAUAUGGCGGAAACUUCACAAAUAUACAGAAAGAGUGGCAAAGAUGUUAAUGUGGAUUUUUGGGACGUGAGCGAGCGAGCCCUUAUCGCAGUACAAGGUCCAAAAGCCGCCGCGGUGUUGCAACCAUUAACCGAUAUCGUUCUAAACGAACUGGUGUUUAUGACUUCGAGAGUUGGCAAAGUGGCGGGUGUGGAAUGUCGCGUCACGCGCUGUGGUUAUACCGGAGAAGACGGCGUAGAAAUAUCUAUUCCAGCUGACAAAGCAAACGAUGUUACGGAAGCACUGCUGCAGUCCAACGAUGUAAAACUCGCAGGAUUAGGCGCGCGUGACUCACUUCGCUUAGAGGCUGGCCUGUGCCUUUACGGCAAUGACAUUGACGAAAACGUUACUCCCGUAGAAGCUAACUUGACUUGGUUGAUCGCAAAACGAAGGCGAACGGACUCUGGUUUCCCAGGUGCGUCUACUAUAUUGCAUCAAAUAAAACAGGGGGUCGCCAAAAGACGCGUAGGUAUUAGAAUUGAAACUGGGCCACCAGCAAGGAAAGACGCCUUGUUGAAAAACAAAACUGGCGAAGUAAUCGGUCAAGUUACAAGCGGUUGUCCUGCUCCGUCCAUAGGCGGGAACGUCGCCAUGGGCUACGUCCCCGAAGUAAUGAAGAAAACGGGAACAGAAUUAAUUGUCAACAUUAGAAACAAGGAUAUACCUUGUGUUGUUGCUAAAAUGCCGUUCGUUCCAUCUAAAUACUACAUCAGAAAAUAAAACGCAUACUUCCAAAA